AUGACUUACUCCCGAACCCCUCGAAGGGUUCAUGCGCAAUGGCCUCCGGCGCCCUGCGUCGAAGAAGAGCCCCAGUCUCUAUCGAGGGAACUGAACGGUCUCUCUAAGCUUGGAGAAAAGCCAGGAGCCGAGGGUGUUCAUUUCAGAGGCGCCGUCGACCAGUACCCUAUCUUGGUGUCUGCCACACCUCCCCCUCCCCCAUCAGUUUCCCCGGAUAGUCUUUCAAAUGUGCCUGGACUGGCGCAUAUGUCCUCUUCCGACGAGAGUUCGGGACCAGCGACGCCGCCUCUGCAGGAGCCGGUCACCCGGAACACAGUCCGAUUCAAGGAUGAGAGGGCCCCAGCUCCUGUGCCUCAGCGCAGUGCAAGCCGAUCCAGAAGCCAGUCGACUCGACCUCCGCCACCGCAACAAUCGAGAGAGCCCAGUGUACAGAGGGAGUCUCGACACUCUUCUCACUACCGGGACAGCACCACCGGUAGACCCAUAAUGCCGGUUGAGUAUGGCUCCCAGGCCCUGCGCUCGGAGAGCUCGCCAGAUCGCCCAGUUCCCCGAGCUCCUGUUCUCGAGAAGAGAGACUUGCUGCCGCUCAAAUCUUCCUCUGCGGCUCGCUCGAACAGUGCUCGACCUGCACCUCCAGCGCAGCGGCCACUGCCAGAGCGCUUGCGCAGCGAGCCCGGCUCGGGAUAUCUGUCCGAUUCGGCCACUUCCUCCAACAGACCCCCUGUGCAUAAAUCGCAAGCACCCGUUCAAGCACCUGUGCCCACAACCCCGGUGUUACCUGUGCCAAAUGGGCCCACCCUGGCAGACCGGAUUGAAGAGAAGCUUCGACAGCGACAAGAACAACGAGACCCGGGACAUAUGUCAGACACCGAAGGACAUAAGCCAACCACAGCCGCCAAGGUCUCUAACAUCGCCAUCCCAAUCUUGUUUCCGCACCCAGCGCCGGCUACCGCACCGCACUCGCCUACUCGGGAUCCCCGUGCCCUAAGCCAACGAGUCCCGCAAGAGCCGCCGACUUCCCGUCUGCGAGCCCAAUCCGUGACAGCACCCCCUCCCAGGGCCAUGUCUGAGUCUCGCCCUCCUCCCCCGAGGCCGGUGCCCGAGAUGGUGGAGAAGUCCAAACUACUUCCAAGCCUGGUACCAGCCCAGCCCACCACCGACAGGUCUUUGGUCCAGCCUGCUUCUCGGCAUACCAGCACAGCCCAUUCAAGCCCUGACAGGUCCACCACUCACUCCAGCUCUCGGCACCCCAGCACCACACGAACGAGCCCCGACAGGUCUACAGUUCCAUCCACGUCUCGGCACCCCAGCACAUCCCCCCAGCGACCCAACUCAACAGGCAUGGGCCUCUCCCCCUGUCCUCGCACUAUUGCAGUCGCCGGAUACCAAGACUGGUACACACUGAAAGGCCUGACGCACCUAGACAUCUGCCCCUCAUGCAUGAGUCAAAUCGCACACUCGCGGUACAGAGACUUCUUCAUCCCAAGUCUAGCCAAGCCCGCCAACCAAAAGACCCGCUGCGCCUUCGCCAACGCCUGGACCCGUCUCGCCUGGGCCCAAAUGAUUAAAAAGCAACACGACAGCCUGGAACUCCUAUACCAAAUGACCCGCCCACCCCCAGGAAGCCGCGGCUGUCCCGGCCGCAUUGUCGCCGAACAACCCUGGUACAGGAUCUACGACCCAGAAACCGGCAGCGACCUAUCCAACUUCCACGUCUGCAACAGCUGUGCAAGAAACGUCCGCAUCCUCAUGCCCGCCCACCGCGACACAUUCAUCCAGAACCCAGAACCCGCAGAACGAAUCUGCGACUUCGUUACUUCUUCGCCGCGCUUCGUCAGAUUCAUCGAUCUCCUGGACGCCUCUGCCUCGCGUGCUGAAGCCGAUCGCGCCCGUCGUCCUGACACUCGCGAAUUCCUCGGCUAUGCUCGUCGCAAGGCUGUUCUCCGUGACUGUCGCCGCGACAGACCAACGCUGAGUACUUGGCAUUAUAUCCCGUCUCUGCCUGAGAUGUGUGUCUGUGAAGACUGUUAUGAUGAAGUUGUUUGGCCACUUGCGAGGAUUCAUCGUCCCAUUGCGCGGAUGGUGACGACAUCCAUGCGCAUCUUGCCUGGUGAUGCACCUGGGCGCACCCGCGAGGCUAGUUGUCAGUUGUAUUCGCCGCGGAUGAGGGCGAAGUUCCGGGAGGCGGUUGCGAGGGAUGAUUUGGGGAUGUUGGAGUCUAUUGCUAAGAGGAGGAUUGAGGCUGAGAGAAGAUUCACGGAUCGUCGGGAGGAGUUGCUUGAGGCUUCUGGGAGAGGGUAUGAUUGUGAUGAGGAAAUGAGGAAGGCUGUUGAUGAGUGGAGGAGGUGGGAGUGA
Messenger RNA from Penicillium olsonii, 2355 nucleotides. Lineage: Eukaryota; Fungi; Ascomycota; Eurotiomycetes; Eurotiales; Aspergillaceae. The record is from the annotation of a GenBank genome assembly.